Eimeria necatrix is the source of this 147-nucleotide messenger RNA. RefSeq lists its product as hypothetical. The annotation marks the transcript as partial. NCBI's taxonomy places the organism in Eukaryota, Apicomplexa, Conoidasida, Eucoccidiorida, Eimeriidae. The record is from RefSeq and is a predicted model, not a curated record. The transcript has a single exon.
AUGUCAGGGACUGCGGACUUGUCGGAAGUGCCUUCUUUGCUGCGGCAGGCGGAGCAGCUAAUGAAGCCCCCGGGCUUUUUGGGGCAGCUCUUUGGCAAGGAAGCAGACUACGACUCUGCUGUGCUGCUGCUGCAGCAGUGCGCCCAG